UAUUUUAAUACUAAGGUGACCGUUUGAUCGGGUCUCGAGAGGCCGGUUUUGUCUCCGACGGGCCUGUUUUGAUAACAUUUAGGCAUGGAGAUGUAAUCAAAAGUUGAGCUGAGCAUCAGAUUCUUCAGUUCUAUCGAGAAACCAUACGAGAAUAACAAAGAGAUUAGUUUCUACAUUCUAUUUAUCUCUCUCUAUCUAUCUAAGCAAACUGAAUAUCAAGAAAUAAUGAUCUGGGUUGAUGGAGUUCCAUUUUCUACCAGCUCUUCUAAGGGAAGUGAUUUGUGCCUUACAUUGAUGGAACACCCUGUACUGGUAUCUGCCUCGCAUUCAUUAAAGGCUAAGCAGGAGAGGAAGUUCUCACUUUCUGAGUUGUCUAGUUCACAAACAUCAACACAGAGUCGAUGGGUUUACAUCUUCCAACGAGAAUAUGCAACCGUUGACCCUGCACUUGUCGAUUAUGUAGGAACCGAUGAAGCAACUACUUGUGUGGGCCUUGUUAUUAGGAACCAAAAAAAUGGAAUGACAUCUUUUGCCCAUAUGGAUUUUCUGAAAGUUGUUGAUGUUGGCCUUACUCAGAUGUUGUCGGGUGUUGUUGAUCACACUAUUGAUGUUGACCUUGAUGUGCAUCUAAUUGGUGGCUUUGAAGAUGUUUCACCUAAACAGGCUAAUGGCACCAGUAGGUCUAAUAGCCUUCCAAAAUUGGAUGGUUAUUCUCUUCCUUUGUGUGCCAAAAUAAUUGAAACUUUGGCUGAAAGAAAAGAAAGGUUUCACAUUCGGACGCUUUUUGUUCUUGAUCAUAAUACCGAGACGGAUUCUGAAGAAAACACAUAUCCGAUUUUUAAUGGAUUCGUGGUUGAAAUGUCUACUGGAUCUAUAAACCCAGCCAGAUUUGAUAGGACUACAAGAUGUCCAGAUGAAAUUGUCAGAAGAAUUCGAGUGGGUGCAUCCUAUCAAGACCCCACUUGGGAUGGCAAGUUGUUAGAGACGUACGAUACUCUAGCUGAUAGAUUUGUCAUUGCUGCAUGUUCUUGGAACCUUUACCAAUUACAUGUUGCUUUGACAUUGCAGCAUCUUUCUGAUGUAGAGAUUCUCCUUUCAUGUUCUACCUCACCUUCUGCUGAAGGACCAGAUUUUGUGGAUAAUAUGAGAAGGCAGUGGGACUACUUGAUUGAACACCCAGACUGGCAAUAUACCUUUCCGAAUAGGCAACCACACAUUUUUGAGAGGACAGCUGAUGGAGGAUGGAGGAGGUGGUUACAAUCAUCGCAGGACACUUCCCAAGAACCUCUAGCUGAAAAUCUAUUACAGACGAUGUAAAUUUCAUGGAAGAAUAUCCGACUUCCCUUUGUCUAGGGUUUAUUAUCAUGGUAAAGGAAGCAUGUUCAUGUAUUUGAAGUAUGCUUUAUUUUCAUCCAGGGUAACAAACUUGUACUUCUUUUGCUAAGCACACUCCAUGACUGGAUUCCCAAUGCAAUUGAUUGAUGUUAUUAUCA
Messenger RNA from Ricinus communis (castor bean), 1493 nucleotides. Its product is annotated as protein N-terminal asparagine amidohydrolase. NCBI's taxonomy places the organism in Eukaryota, Viridiplantae, Streptophyta, Magnoliopsida, Malpighiales, Euphorbiaceae. Gene Ontology annotation, molecular function: protein-N-terminal asparagine amidohydrolase activity. The record is from RefSeq and is a predicted model, not a curated record. Gene Ontology annotation, biological process: ubiquitin-dependent protein catabolic process. Bases 226 to 1317 code for a protein of 363 amino acids. The transcript has 9 exons. Gene Ontology annotation, cellular component: nucleus.